This is a messenger RNA of Polyodon spathula (Mississippi paddlefish), 4117 nucleotides long. RefSeq names its product coiled-coil domain containing 170 (gene ccdc170). The record is from RefSeq and is a predicted model, not a curated record. The transcript has 13 exons. The coding region runs from base 234 to 2588 and encodes 784 amino acids. Lineage: Eukaryota; Metazoa; Chordata; Actinopteri; Acipenseriformes; Polyodontidae.
GAGGUAUCGUGCACUCAGUGCGCAAUGUGGAAAAUACUUUUUAAAAAGCCUUUAAAAGUUUUUGAAAGUUCUUUGACUCCUCCCCAAACAACCGCUUCAAUCUUCCUGUUUACAUGUUGCUUAGGAACUGAACCCAAACACGACGGCGCUGCUAGCACAUCAUUCUAGAAUACCUUGGCUUUUCCGCGAAUAUCAAUUCUUUACAACGUGAUAAAACUAAAUAAAAUACAACAAUGAGUAACCAUCGUCCAGAUUCAGCUUUAAAACUGAUCGAUGUUAGCAGAAACGAUGCAUUUCGAUCCUUCUCCCCAACGUCAUUGAGCAACAGGACAGUAAAUGAGCUUCAGGAGCAGCUUAGUGUUUUGAAGAGACAACUGGAGGAAAAAGAAGAACUAAUAUUGUCUCUUACUACUGGCAGAAAUGCAAGUAGACCUGAUUAUCAGAAGAAAGCACCUGAUUCUUUCCUGGACAUGCCUGUCACUCGGGAACACCUGAACCGUUAUCGCCUGGCGGCUGAGGCAAUCCGCAGUGAACUGGCCGCCCUGCAGGUCAAAUAUGAAUGUGCUAGCACCGAACUUCAGGAAGUUCAAUCCAGGCUGGCCUCCAGAGAGGCUUCGGUCCAUGAACUAAAAGGGGAGGUGGAGAGCUAUAAGGAGAACAAUGCCAGACAGUCCUCUCUGAUUAGCUCAUUGAGAAAGUGCGUUCAAGAGACGGAGCAAGAGACUGAAGCCAUUUCCUCUUCCAAGAACCGGGCAGAAAUAAGUCUGCACACUGUGUCCAAGGAGAACAGUGUGCUCAAGGAGAGAGUAGAGGAGCUGGAGGACAAGUUACGAAAGUACAUCAAUGAAUGGGAUGACACAAAGCAGCAAGCUUCCAGCAGUGAGAGGAAAUACAAGGAGUUUCUUGUUCAGCUUGCUAGCAGAAUGAAUGUUGACUGUAGAGGGAGAGAUGAUCCCCAGGACUUCAUAGUUUCCCAGCUUGACAAGUUGUAUAAUGAAAACACUCGACAGAAGUGCAGGAUUGCCAGCCUGGAGGAGACUGUCGCCACCCACGAGGUGGAGUCGAAAGCCAGCAGGGAGACUGUUAUGAGACUGGUCUCUGAGGUGGGCCGGGAGCAGAGAGCUGCUGCUUCCUUCACAAAGGAAGUGGAGUCUCUGCGCCAGGAGUUAGAAAAUACGAUACUAACCAAGCGAAGCCUGGAACGGGAAAACCGAGCCCUCCAGGAAAGGCUGGAGGCCAGUAGGCGUGCCUGGGAGGCCUCAAAACUUGAGCUGGGUACCCUGGAGAAGCAGUCCAAGGAGCUGGAUGGGAGUCUGCGCAGCAGUCUGUGUGAGGCCAAGUCCAGCCAGAGCCUGCUGCAGGCUUUCAAGGAGGAACUGGCAGAGUUGCUGAGUGGCCGCAGUGGGACAGUGCACCCCACAGAGGAGGCCAUCAAAGAGAGGAUCCGGGAGAUCUGCAUCAGCGGAGAGAGCCAGAAAGAGAGCCUUUCUCAGAUGGAGCUGAAGGCAUCUCGGCUGACUGACCAGUUGGCGAGGCAGACAGAGCUCCACGAGGCUGCACUGCAGAGAGCCAGACAGACCGAGGAGCAGCUGGGCGAGAUCCGGGAGAGGCUCAGUAGCAUGGAGGGAGAGCUGGUCUCCGGGGACGUGUUCCGGGAUGGCCUGAGCCAUGAAAAACAAAACUAUAUGCGAUUUCUGGACGAGCUCUCUGAGAAGAUGAAGCUGGACAGAGUGGUGCGUGAUCUCGGGUUUGACAUGAGGCUGGAUGCCAUCCAAUCCCGGGCUGAGCAACUGGUCAAACUAGAGAGUAAUGCCGUUGUUGAAAACAAGACUCUGGCACACAACUUGAACAGAAAGCUAAAGACUCAAAAGGAGCAGCUGGAGAGCAAGGAGCUACACAUGGAGCUGCUGAGGAAGAAGAUUGCCCAGCUGGAGGAAGAGAAGCGGAGCCGCACAGCGCUGGCGGUGGAGCGCGACGAGGCCAACCUCACCGUUAGGAAGCUGCAGAAGAAGGUGGAGAGGCUACAGAAGGAGCUCGACACCACCCGGCUCUUCAACACAGACCUCAAAUCCAAACUCUCUGAUACCAAUGAGCUCAAGUUUAAAACCUUGGAACAGAAUAAGACCAUUGAGGAAAUGAGUAAGAGUCUGGACAAGGUAGAGAAGGUGAAGGUGAAGAUGGAGAAGAGGCUGACCUCGGUGAAAUCAGCACUGGACUUCACUGAACACGAGGCACAAGAGGAGAGGCAGCGAACCCACAGUCUCCUGGAGGCUGUCACCAGCGAACUGGCAACCCUCAAACACACCAUGGGGGAGCUGGCCAAGAGGGAGAAACAGCUGGUGGACUUCCGUCAAGUAGUGUCUCGGAUGCUGGGCUUGAACGUCAGCACCCUGGCCCUCCCUGACUACGAGAUCAUCAAGCGUCUGGAGAAGCUGAUCCAGGGCCACCACUCCCACGGAGUGGCAUGUCUUUGCCUGGAUAACUCCCAGGAGCAACUCAGCCAGGAUUUCACAACCAGAUACAACCAUGCCAGGGGAACUCUGACCUCUCCUUCUGCUGCUGACAGAUUUCACAAUGCAGCCUCCUGAGGGCCCCAGAGGCUCGUGCUUAGGAAAUGCUGUCUAAUUCCUUUCACAGCAUAUCCUUUUUAUAUAUAGGUAGUUUAAUCAAGGCAUGUUAUACUGUUUUCUAUUUAGCAAUCUGGACAAUAAGAUUUGAUUUUGUUGUGUUUUGCUGUGCUGUCUCAAACCCUGUACAAAUAUAUUUCAACAAAUCUGUUGCAAGGGCCAAUGUAAUGCUUGUACUUUAGUAUAAAAACAGUAUGUUAUAUUAUUAAAAGCUGGGUGAUAUUAAGUGCCAAAAAGGUCUGUUGUCAUCUUAGAUUGGCUAUAAUCAUACCAUUGCCAAAGGUGACUCCUCCUGGUAAUUGAUGUCACUAUGGUUGUGAGCUUACAAAUAUCCACUCCUGCACUUGUAAAUUAUUGGAACCCAAGUAUGACUAGAAACAGGGAACUUGAUCUAAACAAAGGCAAAUCCUAAAACUAACAACCUUAAAUUAGUAAAUUUAAAUCUGUUGUAUUACAGAACUUUAACUUCAACAAUGUUCUUUGUGUUACUAAUUAAGUCGUGUAUGAACAAACAUAAAAUUCAGUUAAGUAUUGAUGUAUUAUUGCUUAUCAAGUGAUCAAAUAAUGAACACAUUCCACAGUAAUUCAUAUCAAAGCCUAACACAAAUUUGGGUUAUCAUGAACAAACGCUUAUUUUAUUAAAGACCACUGAAAAGGUAAAGUUCCAUAAAAUAUGCAAAUAAUGAACAAUGUUCCUGUGGAUAUUUAACAUGUGGAUAAUGCCUGUGUCUCCCUUACCUGGUUCUAUCUGCUCUUUCCAAACAGACACCCAGUACAUCUUCGUGGCUGGUUCUUUUUUAAUAUACCGGAAUAUAUAUGCAAAGCAUUAUUUAUCAGUGUAUGAACAACAGUAGAGUCACCUGAUUGUGAAUAUACAUUUAGUCAAAUUACUGGGUGAUCUCUUUGAAAAUCAAUACAAAUCAAAACAUUUAUCUUUUCAUUUCUUAAUGUUUUAUGUAUGAAAAAUGUACAGAUGUAUUACAAGGCCAUAUCCACACUUUGAGGAAUUAUUUUGUCAAGGUCCCAACAGUUUCGUAUACAUCUGUGACAUUUGCUCAAACAAAAUAAUGUACCCUUAAACUGUAUAUUAAGCUAAAUGUACAAAUAUUAACUGUGCAGCAAGAUAUAUUAUGGAACUCAGAAUUUAACAAAUAAAGAGACACACCUCUUUCAAAUCUAUUUUCAAUCAAUUUCCUGUUCUUAAUGUUGCAUUAGAAAACAUGUUUAUGGUUUCCAGAGAAAAUGAUGAAGUAAAGACUUUUACAUUGAUUCGGGUGUGGGUUUUUCCGAUGUUGCAUGAAUAGGUUUCUUCCUGCUUCAGUUUCCUUGAAAUACAACAUCCUCCCUCCUUAUAUUCCUGAAGCCCUUUUGGGUGGGAUGCAGUGAAAUUAUUUGAUCUCGCUACAGAAGUUCAAGGUCAGGGGAAAGUAGGAGUGUAUCUUUGUUGAGACGAGUGUUUUUGCAAGCAAAUUUUUAAAGCAAAUAAAAAA